UGAAAUAGCAACUUUAUUUACACUCCGCUGGUGCACACGGAUCAUCAAACAGGGUUGUCCUUCAGUGCAGCUAACCAGCUAGCCUGAUCUACGGCUCAUUGUUGGAGUUCUCGCAAUAACAGCUUCUUAAAGGAGAAUAGACCGCGCUGAACGAUGGCGACGAGGAUUUGGCCUGUUAUGAAACUGGCCACCAAGGUGACCAUUGCAGGAGGAGCUGUCUAUGUUGCCUAUGACUCUGGUCUCUUGGGGAACAGUGAACAGGGCUCAGAGGCUCUGCGUAAGGCCAAAGCAGUAAUCCCACCUGCCAUGGAGGAAUGGAUGAAGUACUUUGGUGUGGAGGCUCAGCUUCCAACCAUACCUAAGAUUGAGUUCUCUCCUGUUGACGCGUGGAAUUCUGGCGUACAGUGGACGAUUUCAAAUCUUUCUGAGGCCCCGACAAAAGCCACUGAAUACACAAGUCAGGGGCUGCAGUACUUGAAGGACCUCACAAAGUGAACAUGAACUCUCUGGACAGCCUCACAUUAUCAGUCCUUUUGACUUUUGCACUUCAGAAUGACAUUACUUCUUCAAAUGUUGAACCCUGCCAUAAGAAUGAAGCAACACACAACAUCAAAGAAAACUGCUAGAUUAAAAGAUUAAAAGCAAGGAGGCUACUCUGCUGAAUGGGUACUGUGGUUUUCUAACUGAUAGUGGCCUUUGAUGGGAGAUGUACAUAAUGGGAAGGAAAUUUUAUUUUUAAGAAGGCAAUCUUUCAUUUUGUGUAUACCUCAAAAUUGUGUAUACCAAAUAGUUGCUAUCGGCACUGUCCAGCAGAGAGUGUUAUUCUGCCCUCACCUUGCCCAAAAAAUGUUAAGAAUAUCUGUGUGUGUGUGUGUGUAUAUAUAUAUGCAAUUUCACUAUUUGUGAGCAAUAUAUCAAUCUUCAAA
Molecule: messenger RNA, 926 nt
Organism: Haplochromis burtoni (Burton's mouthbrooder)
Lineage: Eukaryota; Metazoa; Chordata; Actinopteri; Cichliformes; Cichlidae
Gene: micos13
Product: mitochondrial contact site and cristae organizing system subunit 13
Exons: 4
Coding region: 154-495 (113 amino acids)
Biological process (GO): cristae formation
Cellular component (GO): MICOS complex; mitochondrial crista junction
Source: RefSeq, a predicted model, not a curated record